AUGCUUGUGGCUGGGUCCGAUAACGGCGCAGAAGCAUCCAAUGGAUCGCCAUCGCAAGUAGAACUGACAGAGAUUCCAAAGGAAAAUGGCCACACUGCUGCUUCUGCUGCUUCAGUGGAAGCCUAUGCAGGUGACGAGCCAACUGCCGACAGCAACGGCGGUCCGACAAUAGAACCUCCCACAAUAAAGAAGAGUGACUUUGGGAACUUGCUCGCAGGAACUUUGGGAAACACCCUGGAAUGGUACGAUUUUGCAUUAUUUGGAUUCCUCUCCGACGUCAUUGGAGGUGUCUUCUUUCCGUCGCAUCAGCAAGGACACAUGGCAAUUACAGAGAGCUUCCUGGUGUUUGGUGUGGCAUUUUUGUUCAGACCAAUCGGUGGAGUUGUCAUGGGCUACAUUGGCGACAAAUAUGGAAGACGCAAGGCGUUGAUUAUCUCCAUUUAUUGCAUGGCGUUCCCAACAUUUGCAAUGGGGUGCCUGCCGUCCUAUGAAAGAGUUGGUGAUCUUGCCAUUGUGUUGCUUGUACUUGUCAGAUUGCUUCAAGGAUUCUCUGUUGGAGGACAGCUCAUGGCCUCGGCCGUGUUCACACUGGAAGGUCACGAUAGAGACCACUGGGGAUAUUAUGGCUCAUUGGUCAUGGCGACGGCUAACUUUGGCACGCUAUUGGGGAGUUUUGCGGGAUGGGCCCUCAGGUCCUUUUUGACAGAUGAACAACUAUCUACGUGGGGAUGGAGGAUACCCUUUCUCAGCGGAAUCCUGGUUUCAUUCUCGGGUCUCUACCUCAAAGGGCACGAACUGGACGACGACCAUGGAACGCCAAACAACACGGACAAGAAUGACGGUGCAUCUCCUCCAAACGACAAUCCACUCAAGUUGGCCUUUGCGCGACACAAUCUGCGGUCACUCCUAGCGGCAUCAAUGGUGCCGAUGCUAUGGUCGUCAGGAUUCUAUCUUUCAUUUGUUUGGAUGGCAAUCUUCAUGGCAGAUCUCAUUGACGAUCCUGUGCCGGGUUCGUUUGGGGUAAAUGCCGGCGCCCUCUUCUUCAGUGUGUGCUUGCUCUUCCCGAUAGCUGGCAUGGCGUCUGAUAGGUAUGGCCGCAGAAUCGUAAUGACAGUUGGUGGUUUAUCCGUGGGUAUUCUUUGUCCCUUCUUGAUUGUAUUGAUUGGAAGGGGCAACACAGCUCUGGCUUUUGCUUCCCAGACUGUCAUUGGAAUUUCUCUUUCCUGUUGGGGAGCGCCGAUGAUUGCAUGGCUAGUAGAGUCAUUUGAACCGGAAGCAAGGUUAACUUCUGUUGCGAUUGGAUACAACCUGGCCGUGGCAUUGAUAGGAGGCCUGACUCCUGCUUUGGCCACCUUCAUCGUAGACUCCUUUGGGCCCGUUGCGCCUGGCUUCUUUUACCCUACGAUUGCGGUCGUAUCUUUGACGGGACUCUGGUUUGUGGCCCCUUCGGCAGCAAAACCAAUGCUGGUCGCUUCAGAUGAUGAAGCAGAAGCUGGCAUUGAUGGCGGCCAUACGAGGUCGAAUGGAGACGUUCGGAGGCGACAAAAGAAAGAAUUCUCUGCUGUCCCCAAUGACGAAUGUGUCCCAGACGACUUGGAACUGAUAUAG
Molecule: messenger RNA, 1608 nt
Organism: Seminavis robusta
Lineage: Eukaryota; Bacillariophyta; Bacillariophyceae; Naviculales; Naviculaceae
Source: the annotation of a GenBank genome assembly